AUGACAACCGAAACAACUAUUGACAAAUUGCGUGACUUUUUCGCCACAUUUGGUCUUCCAGCGGUGCUGGUCACAGAUCGGGGAAGCCAAUUCACUUCUGUACAAUUCCAAGAGUUCCUGAAAAAGAAUGGUAUCGUUCACAAAAUGGGGGCUCCUUAUCAUCCGGCUACAAACGGCCAAGCCGAACGAUAUGUGCAAACAUUCAAGGAGAAAAUAAAGUCCCUACAAUGCUCACGGUCUGAAAUUCCAAAAGAACUGCACAACAUUCUCAUGGCAUACAGAAGAACAAUUCAUCCAGUGACGGGAAAGAGUCCUUCAAUGAUGGUUUUCGGUAGGCAGAUGAGGUCUCGCAUUGAUUUAAUGGUACCCAAGAGAGAACAAGAUCGUUCUGGUAGAGGCGAGGAUAAAAAGGUCCGUUCGUUUGAGGAAAAUGAUAGGGUUGCAGCAAGGGACUACUUAUCGCAUACGGAGAAAUGGAGGUUCGUGGUUAUCACUGAAAAGAUGGGGAAGUUGCACUAUAUGGUAGAACUCGACGAUGGUAGGGUGUGGAAACGUCACAUUGACCAGCUAAGACCGGGUCCAUUGAAUUAUGAAUCUCUUCCUCAGUUGCCUCACAUUCAGAGGGUGCGUUCGUUCGCAGCACCGUUGUCGCCACCAGAAGAGUGCGUACCUAAUGUAUAG
This is a messenger RNA of Armigeres subalbatus, 681 nucleotides long. RefSeq lists its product as uncharacterized. Gene Ontology annotation, molecular function: nucleic acid binding. Gene Ontology annotation, biological process: DNA integration. Bases 1 to 681 code for a protein of 226 amino acids. NCBI's taxonomy places the organism in Eukaryota, Metazoa, Arthropoda, Insecta, Diptera, Culicidae. The record is from RefSeq and is a predicted model, not a curated record. The transcript has a single exon.